UGCACCACUUCCUUCACAGCAGAGGAUGCGCAAUCCGUAUUCAUUCCCAGUGUUUUGGGCCAGGGGUUCAUUCCUCCGGAGGGCCAUGUGCCCAUGGCUCAGCUGUUCGCAGUCGGUGAUCAGCAUUACACCGCGAAUGGCACGGCUUGGAUCCUGAUGAACGCUACUGCUGAGCUCUUCAAUUCGCGCUUCGAGAAAGUUGGCAUCCACUUCUACGAGGCGCAAGUUGAUUCCAAGGGCGGCCAGCCCUCCUGGAUGACCCCGUGCCCUCGAAGCCUCGUCACCGGCAAGCGCGUCUUCACCGCGCAAGUUCAAAACAACAGCAUCACAUGGGCACUGCUGGAGGCUACCAAUUCCCACGGAUCCUCUGGCUUAUUUGGCAGAUGUGACCUACGUUCAAAGGCUGUUCACAGAACGGGCUACCUCCUCAAUCUGCGCCCACAGAAAUCAAUGCUACCUUCAGCUCGUCCUACACAUCUUUCUACGUGUACUACAAGCAGCUGUAGAUACAAAGAGGCUGAUGUGGAGAAGAGGCAGUUGGAGAAGGAGGGCCCUUCGCACAAGUCUCGAUGACGACAUUUCAAAUGCUCCGUUGCUCUAUGUAGGAAAAGCAGUCGGCCAUGGAUCGAGAUGAAGGUGUCGAUGGCUGGGUUGGUGAUUGGCCGGGCCAAUCAAUUCAGAGCUCGGCGGGUCCUCAAGGAAUAGAUCACACAUACAGAACGCCCUGCGAGAGACUUGGUAGAGUGUCAUAGACGGCCAUGGCCGUGACAGGCCUCGACGUCUAAGACUCGCGAUCCAUUUUUGUGGUCUAUAUAUUCUCGGGACCUCUCGUCUUCGAAUCGGAUGAGUUUUAUGAAAUGGUGAUCCUCUUCGAACGUAUCUGAUACCUGUACAGACUGAUUCUUGUGAAAGAGGGGGCUCCCUCACAAGAUCUAUCGAGCUUCGGAGCCAUCGUCAUUCCCUCAAAACAUUUGGAAGACAUGUAGAGAAUAAGAGUCGGGUCCACCCAUUCGGGAUGUACCCGGGAACGCACGGAGUUCCAUUCCAAGGAGUCUUCGUGGUUUACUAUGGAUUCAUGGAUGCUGGAGUUUCCACACGUACGAUCACCACCUAGAUAGAACGAAGUCCCAGCAUAAGUGG
Marchantia polymorpha subsp. ruderalis is the source of this 1140-nucleotide messenger RNA. The record is from the annotation of a GenBank genome assembly. NCBI's taxonomy places the organism in Eukaryota, Viridiplantae, Streptophyta, Marchantiopsida, Marchantiales, Marchantiaceae.